This is a messenger RNA of Colletotrichum truncatum, 1188 nucleotides long. Its product is annotated as hexose transporter protein. Gene Ontology annotation, biological process: transmembrane transport; carbohydrate transport. Gene Ontology annotation, cellular component: membrane. Gene Ontology annotation, molecular function: carbohydrate:proton symporter activity. The record is from RefSeq and is a predicted model, not a curated record. NCBI's taxonomy places the organism in Eukaryota, Fungi, Ascomycota, Sordariomycetes, Glomerellales, Glomerellaceae.
AUGAACAAUGGAGCCUUCAUUGCCGGUCGCAUUCUCCUCGGCAUGGGUGGAGUUAUGUGCUCUUCUGUCUCGACAGUCCUGAUGACCGAACUUGCGUACCCAGCACACCGCGCUACAGCCACAGCCCUCAGUAGCACAACGUAUUCGGUUGGAGCUAUUUUGGCGGCCUGGGUCGCCUUUGGCAGUUUCCGCAUCUCAGAUUCCUGGGCGUGGCGGACACCGACUACAAUUCAAGCGGCCCCUAGUGCGAUGGUCCUAAUCGGUCUCUUCUUCCUCCCUGAAUCCCCCAGAUGGCUUUGCAGCAAGGGCCGGGAGCAGAAAGCACUGGAGAUUCUCACAAAGUAUCACGGUGCCGGCGACUCAAACGACGCUGUUGUUCAACAUGAGUACAACGAGAUCAAGGACACAAUUGAAGCCGAGAUUACUCAAAACAAAAACCCCUUCCAUCUCAAGGCUCUCUUCGCAACCAAGGGCAACCGCUACCGUUCUUUUAUAAUCAUCUGGUGUGGCAUCUGUAAGCAAUGGAGCGGCAACGGUCUGGUUUCUUAUUAUCUCGGAAGCAUGUUGAAGAGUGCCGGCAUUACAAAGCAGAUUGAAACCACCCUCAUCACGGCCACGUCGCAAAUGUUUAGUUUCGCGUGCUCCUUCGCUUUUGCUUUCCUGCCUGCUCGGGUUGGUCGCAGGCCGUUGAUGCUUACUAGUAUGGCUUUGAUGUGGGUUGUCUUCGUUGUCAUCACUGCCUGUUCUGGUGCAUACGUCGAGACUGGAAACCGGCACGCGAGUUACACUACUGUAGCUUUCAUCUACCUCUACAGCGGAGUCCACAACCUAGGUUGGACCGGUGCCCAGAUGCUUUACAUUGUCGAGAUUCUUCCGUACCACAUCCGCGCCAAGGGCAUGGCCAUGUUCAGCUUGGUCGCCGGUAUCUGCGGCGCCUUCAACACUUAUGUCAACCCUCUCGGCAUCGCUGCUAUGUCGUGGAAGUUCUACUUCUUUUACGUAGGCUGGAUCAUUGUCCAGUUUGUCGUAGUCUACCUGGUCUUCCCAGAGACCAAAGGACCCAGUUUGGAGCAGAUUGCUCUCCUCUUUGAUGGAAAGGACGCUCGUGUGGGUCGGAUUAAUGCCGUGGCGGAUGAGAUGCUCGAUGAGAAAGAUGGUGUUGCUAUUGAGACACGCGAAAGGCGGUGA